Molecule: messenger RNA, 3433 nt
Organism: Periophthalmus magnuspinnatus
Lineage: Eukaryota; Metazoa; Chordata; Actinopteri; Gobiiformes; Gobiidae
Gene: napgb
Product: N-ethylmaleimide-sensitive factor attachment protein, gamma b
Exons: 12
Coding region: 131-1066 (311 amino acids)
Biological process (GO): intracellular protein transport
Cellular component (GO): SNARE complex; vacuolar membrane
Molecular function (GO): soluble NSF attachment protein activity; syntaxin binding
Source: RefSeq, a predicted model, not a curated record
GUCUGCGACAGCUGUGACGUUUCGGUUCAUGGGCGGAGUCUCGUGUUAAUCCAAACAUCGACAGAAUCUAAAUAAAAUAUUUUCCUUUUUAUCGAUACUUCUGCUCUGAUCGUAUUUACCACACGCCGCGAUGGCUGCGCAGAAGAUUAAUGAAGCCCACGAGCACAUAGCUAAAGCCGAAAAAUGCCUAAAAACCAGUCUGACUAAAUGGAAGCCUGAUUUUGACAGUGCAGCGUCAGAAUACUCCAAAGCAGCUGUGUGCUUCAAAAAUGCCAAGCAAUACGAACAGGCGAAAGAUGCUUACCUGAAGGAAGCAGAGUACCACACAGAAAACAAGACGCUCUUCCAUGCAGCCAAGGCAAUCGAGCAGGCAGGUAUGAUGUUGAAGGAACAAAAGAAGAUGCCUGAAGCCAUUCAGUACAUAGAGAAAGCCUGUAUGAUGUACAUGGAGAACGGGACUCCAGACACUGCAGCCAUGGCUCUGGAUCGGGCUGGGAAACUUAUAGAGCCCAUAAACCUGGAGAAGGCGGUGGACUUGUAUCAGAAAGCAGCAGGAGUGUUUGAGAACGAGGACCGGCUCAGGCAGGCUGUGGAGCUGCUCGGGAAGGCCUCCAGACUGCUAGUGCGACUCAGAAGACUGGAUGAAGCAGCGGCUGCAGUUCAGAAAGAGAAAAACAUGUACAAAGAGAUUGAGAACUUCCCCAUGUGCUUCAAGAAAACCACAGCUCAGGUGCUGAUUCACCUUCACAGAGGAGACUAUGUGGCAGCGGACAAAUGUGUCAGAGAGAGCUACAGUCUUCCCGGAUACAGUGGGAGUGAGGACUGUGUUGCCAUGGAGACGUUGCUGCAGGGAUUUGACGAGCAGGACGAGGACCAGGUGUACCGUGUGUGUAACUCCCCCCUGCUCAAGUACAUGGACAACGAUUAUGCAAAGCUGGCCAUCUCCCUGCGUGUCCCUGGAGGUGGCGGGAAAAAGAAGAAGGCUGCGGCGGCUCCACAAGGGGGCGCCAGUGGUGCACCUGCUCCGGCUGAGGAGGAGGAUGACUAUGAGGGAGGACUGUGUUAACUGUAGGACUGUCCCAAUAUGUAGAGAAGGUUUCAGCUGUGGUUAUCUGGACACUGUUUUUGCAAUCAAGAUGUUUCGGCUCCCAUCCAGAAGCCAUUUUCAAUUUGAUGAUACUGGCUUGAGGCACUAGGAUUUAUAUUUAACAAUCUUUUGCCUAAAGCCAGUACUGAAACAUCUUGAUUGCAAAAACAGUGUUGACAUGACCACUGUUGAAGCCUUCUCUACAUCGAACCACGCCUGGACGAAUGAGGGAUUACGCCAUCUCGUGACUGCCCCACUAUUCCCUGUGUGUUCAACCAAUGUGACAAAACAACUUCCAACUUCAAUGCCUGUUUUUUUUUUUUUAUUUAUUCAUAAAAGCAUAUUGUCAGGAGAUGUAAGGAAAUCCUAACAUUUUUGGUAACACUUUAUAAUUACUACACUACAGCUUAAGAUGCCUUAAUAAAACAUGAACAGAGGUUUAUGUUUAUUAAAAAUGAUCAGACUUAGUGACUACUUGUUUAAGGGGUUAAAGUUAGAGGUUAUGGUAUUAAUGAAGGAUUUACUAAGCCUGAAUCAUUCUUAACAAACAAAUUAUUAAUUAUAAUUUAAGCCUUUGUUCACACAUUAUUAAGGGUAUUAAACAUUGUUAUUAUAAAGUCUUGCCUUUUUUAUUUUAGUUUAGUUUUAUGUCAAGAAGAGUUUCUUUAUGGUAAAAAUGUCCAAAUAUGUAUGUAUGAAAGUUAUAAGGGGUAGUCCAGUAUUUUGUAAAAGUGGGUCUAUGAGAUACUUAUUGUUAGUUGGUCUAGGUAAAGUUGCACAGUGUAACUUUUCUGGUGAAUUGUACAUCACCUGCUUGAAGGUGCUAUUGCUUUGCUUGUAAUGUUCCACAGUAUGUCAUUACAGGCAUGACAAACGUAUCCAUCUCCAUGAAGACAAGAAGCUGACGAGGCAUUUUUAGCGUCUCUACUUGAAUAAAGGCAAGAUGGAUAGGUUUAUUGCUGCCAGAAAAGUAGCACAGUGCACCUUUAAGUUCUUAACAUUAACAAUAGUUUACGACAAGAAGGUCUUGGGUUCGAUUCCCAGGCCAUAUUGAAGAGUGCAUGUUUUGACCAAGAUCCAGGCUCAUAUCUGGACCAGAAUGGGUCAAAUGCAGCGGACCAACUUCAUAAAAUAUACAAUCUUUAGCUUUAGCAAAUGCUCCUGACUGUUCCUCAAACUAUUUCUGCUAAUCAUUUCUGUAGAAAAUUUGCAAGUGUCUAAUAGAACCACAUGCAAAAUAAUAUCCCUGAACUGUAUGUGUCUGUGCUAUCAGUUGUCACUGUGAUGCUGUACAUUCUGCUGUUUGUGAAUGAGUCUUAAUCGCUAUAGAAACUAUAUAUAUAUAUAUGAGAAGAAAUCAAAGCGUACAUAUCUAAGUGUUGAUUCGUGUAUAGGCGUUUGUACAAAGUUAAUUUAUUCAGUAUUCACGGCUGAUUCAAAGCCUGUCGGAAAUGUUACUGCAGCAAUAUACAGCCUUGUAAAUGCAUGUAUUUGGACGGAAUUAAAAUGAUCAGUGGUUAAUAAUGGCAAUCUCUCUUCUAUACAGUUAAUAUUGAAAAUGUAGUUACUAUUCAAUUUUUAGACAGUAAAAUGUCUGUCCCAUCAAACAUGUUAAAAAGGUAACUUGUAUUUAAGUUCAAUAUUGUACUCUGAUACUGCAAAAAAUAUCCACAUUGGUUAAAAUGACUUGAAUUAGUUUAGAUAUACUAACUUUUUAGAGUUGUUUUUUUACUUAUUGUUUAAAUAUCUCACAGGUUUUGUGACAUUUUAUUUUCAUUUAAAGAAAAAGUAUCUGUUAAUGGGUUUGUUAUAUUUGCAAAUUAUUUUUGUGUCUGUAGAUGAGUUACAAUUAUUUGAAUUAAGCAUGUCUGUAUAUUGCACACAAUAAGAAAAAAAAAGAUAUUGCCUUUAAAAUGAGGAGGAAAAUAUUUUGGUUGGGAUCAAAUUUUUCUGGUGGGUAAUUUUACCGAAGAACUUACAAAAUACUCAAAUUAAAAUUAAAUAAAAAUGCUAUUAAAAUUUUAAGUCCAAGUAAUUUUAACUUUACAAUACAUCUAAACUUGUCACAUUUUAUUAUUUUUAUUUUUCCAAUAGUCUAUGUCUAAUAAGAGAGGUGGGUAGUUACAUUUACAUACUUUUCUAGCAGCAAACUAAAUAGUCAAAAUACUCAAAUUAAAGUGAAUAUCAAAAUUCCAAGUGCAUUUUUUUGCAGUGUUGGUAACUUACAAUGAUUUAACAGAAGCAUUUUCCAUUCCUUUGCAUUGUUGCUGACCACGUCUUGUAAGCUCCUCCAAGUCCACUCUCCCAAACUCUGCGUCAAUAAACAUUUCCGUUGCGUGGCAGUUU